Phycodurus eques (leafy seadragon) is the source of this 2327-nucleotide messenger RNA. Its product is annotated as cyclic AMP-responsive element-binding protein 5-like. The transcript is spliced from 11 exons. Bases 305 to 1855 code for a protein of 516 amino acids. Gene Ontology annotation, molecular function: DNA-binding transcription factor activity, RNA polymerase II-specific; cAMP response element binding. Lineage: Eukaryota; Metazoa; Chordata; Actinopteri; Syngnathiformes; Syngnathidae. Gene Ontology annotation, biological process: regulation of transcription by RNA polymerase II. The record is from RefSeq and is a predicted model, not a curated record.
GCUGUCUGCUCCCCAUUCAUAAAACUUACGAGCUGUCCUACCAACUUGUUGACUUGCUUUAUGCUCGGUUUAAAAAAAAAAAGAACAAAUUGGGAAGUUUGACUGUCCCGGAGGAGCGUCUUUUCGCCGGUCGGUGGUCUAUUCGGGGGGAUUUGACAGCACAGCACAGCGCCGUACCGGACUUGGUUUUGUUUUAAGGAACUUUAUUUGGGAAAUACAAAUACUGUACACUGGAUCAGAACCCGGAGAGGAUUUGAUGCUCAGAAGGACCGAGCAGCUUUGUUUUGAAUGAACUCCAAAUGCGAUGUUGACAUCCGGCAACAACAGGAAGCCUGCAUAUGACAUGAAUGACAAACAGGACAGGCCUUAUGUGUGCGAGGCCCCUGGCUGCUCUCAGCGCUUCCAGUUUGAGGAGCAUCUAAUCAUCCACAGACACAAACAUGAGAUGACCCUCAGGUUCUCCUCCACCAAGACGGAUACGACUUUUACCGACCAGACCCCGACCCCAACUCGGUUUUUGCAGAACUGUGAAGAAGUAGGUCUAUUCAAGGAGAUAGAGGAGGAGUUUCUGCAGGCGCAAGAAGAGGAGGAGAGCAAACAGACAGUUUCCCAUAAUGGGUCGUGUUGUAUGAAUCAGCACCAGCUCAAAGCCCAGCUCCAGCACCCGCAUCACCAGCCACCUCUGCACCAUCCCCACGCCCAUUCCCUGCAGCACCCUCAGUCCCACGGUCCCAUGAUUGGCCCGAGUUGCAGCCUGGCUACCCAGCAAGCCGUAUCCUCCUCCCUGUCUGGAUCAGCCAACAGCCAGGCCCCAUCCAUGCUCACACACUCAGGGCCUGUCCCCGGACCCCCCUCUUCCCUCCUCCACAUACGCAACAGACACUGUCAACCGCUGCCAGCCUCGCUGCCUGGCACCCUGCCCGACCCCGCCAUGCAAGGGGCAUCUGCUCAGCACAUGUCCAUGGAGAAGCAGAUGUCUUGUAUAAUGGGUAUACCAGGACCCAUAAACAACCCGCCCUGUUCUUCGCCUCAGAGGUCCAAGCAGAUGAUGGGCCAUCACUAUCAACGCCAGCACCCAGUAAUGACCCCUUUAAACAAUCCGACGGGUUCAUUGAUGGAGAUCAUGUCACAGCGCCACCAGGCUCCUCUACUGCAACACUCCCUUCACCACCAUCAUCAUUCUCAUCAUCCUCAGCUUACUGCUCCACCACUCAGCUACCAACACCGAUGCCAUCCCACUCAUCCACAGCACCUCGGGAGCCCCAACAGCCACCCUCACCCGUCAAGGAACACGCCAGCGCACCAAUCCCCCCCCGCCCACCUCCCCCAAGGGUCACCUCCUGCACCCCCAUUGUCUGUACCUGCACAGGUAUCACCGGUUCCACAGCAAAUGCACCCGUGCCACUCGCCACACUCCGAGCAUGCACUGCAGGCAGGCGGAAGCUGCGGCCGUCGAAGGAGGACGGCCGAGCAGGACCCCGACGAACGCCGGCAAAAGUUCCUGGAACGCAACCGAGCAGCUGCCACCCGCUGCAGACAGAAGAGGAAAUUGUGGGUGUCGUCGCUGGAGAAGAAAGCUGAGGAGCUGACACACACCAACCUUCAGCUUCAGAAUGAGGUGACGUCAUUGAGGUCGGAGGUUGGUCAGCUGAAGCAGAUUCUGCUCACCCACAAGGACUGUCCCGUCACAGCCCGACAGAGAGAAGCACAGGGGUACCAUACUGCAGGGGUGAGCCCGGGAGGAAGUCCCGCCCCUGUAGAGUCUGGGUGUCAUCGGCAGGCCAUCCAACACAACAGCAUCACCACUUCCUCGGUGAGAGGCAACGCACACCACGACCCAAUGCCUGGACGCUAGAGAUCGGACGGGACAUUUUUUAUUUUUAUUUCAAUUUUUUAGUGUCUUUAGCUCUGUCCAUUACAAAUGGUGCAUAAAAUAUCACCGAUAAAAGCUUUUAAAAUGGUUGCAGCAUCGAGUUUGUUGGCCGCUAACUAGGGAGGCUCAUUUCAUUUGGCUUUGCUCCUGUAUCUUGCACUAAUUUUGAAAUAUAAAUACUAUAAGCUCCUAUUUUUAACUGAGCAUAUGCAAAUGUGCACCUUUUGCCUUCUCCUCAAAGCAGGGGCAGCUUUAAAAAAGAAGAUGACUAUAUAUUUUUAUACAAUUAAUAAUAAGAACACCUUUUUUAGAUAUGUCAUUGCAUCAUAAUUUCAAUUCAAUAAGUUCUUUUUUGAAAAGCCAUUUAAUGAUGCAAUAUUUCCUUCCAGGCACUUUUUAAAUAACUUUCUCGAAAGCGGCAACUCUUCAUUGAAUUCCUGUUAGCAUAAUUUAA